CCUGCCUCCGCUGCGUCGCCGAGGACGCGUGCUGAUCGGGCUCGCUGUUCGCCGAUUCACGCAGGAUUGUAAGUACACAGCAACUGCUUAGCUUGCCUACAAUGUCCAUCUUUCGUUGCAUUCUCCCGACAAUAGCAAAAGGUAGAGGUUGGAGAGGCUUUGCUACUGGAUUUCCUUCCGAUACUAUAGCAGAGCUCAAUAAGGAAAUGGAAUCAAUAUUUGGUGAAUCUCCUUCAUCCAGUCCUUUGGGAUCAAGUCCUGCCCAGCAACAAGUCCAGCCCACUGCUGCACCCAGGGAGGCACAACCAGGGCUUACUCAUGUUGAUAGAAGUGGCCAGGCAAAGAUGGUUGAUGUCUCACCCAAACUAGACAGCGAGAGAGUGGCUAUAGCCAGCUGCAGGGUUUUGCUAGGCGAAAAGGCAUUUAACUUGGUGGCAUCAAACCAGAUUGCCAAAGGUGAUGUGCUUACUGUUGCAAAGAUAGCUGGAAUAACUGGUGCAAAGCAAACUAGCCACCUCAUACCCCUGUGCCACAACAUCAAUCUCUCGCAUGUCCGUGUUGAUCUCACUCUCAAUGAAGACGACUCUAGUGUCGUCAUAGAAGGGGAAGCCACAACCAUCGGGAAGACAGGGGUUGAGAUGGAAGCAAUGACUGCAGUAGCCAUUGCUGGACUGACUGUUUAUGACAUGUGCAAAGCUGCUUCAAAGGACAUUUCGAUAACAGAUAUCUGUCUCCAGCACAAGUCUGGGGGAAAAAGUGGACGCUGGUCUAGAAACUAGAGGCUUCAGUUAGAAGUUAUUUUUAUAGAUCUGUGCUAGCUAGAAUGCUUAACUUUGAGUCGUCAGCUGAGGUUAUUUCGAACUGUCUGCCUGUUGUAAAUGUGUUGCUCCAUGUUUUUGAUACAUAUUACGCUGUGCUGGCAAAUGCAUAUUUCCCAUUAUGUACUGUGCAUUCUCCAUUUCGCAGCUGCAAUAAUGCAUACUGUUGUACACAUGUCAAGUUGUCAACUAAGAAAAAUAUUGAUAUUUU
Messenger RNA from Lolium rigidum, 1029 nucleotides. RefSeq names its product cyclic pyranopterin monophosphate synthase, mitochondrial-like. Bases 102 to 779 code for a protein of 225 amino acids. Gene Ontology annotation, biological process: Mo-molybdopterin cofactor biosynthetic process. NCBI's taxonomy places the organism in Eukaryota, Viridiplantae, Streptophyta, Magnoliopsida, Poales, Poaceae. The transcript has 3 exons. The record is from RefSeq and is a predicted model, not a curated record.